AUGGAGAUAAUUGCAGCUCGUGGACCAAAAUCUGUUGCAAAAAGUGAGGAGGCAGAAAAAUUCUAUGAGGACCCAACAAUUCUACGCAUCGUGGUCCUCGGGAUCUGGGAUUAUAUCGAAAACAAAAUAGAGGUGUUUGAUGGGGCUGUGAUCAUCUUAUCCUUGGCCCCCAUGGUGGCAUCCACCAUUGCCAAUGGUCCCAGCAGCCCAUGGGAUGCCAUCAGUCUGACUAUUGCCCUCCGAAUAUGGAGAGUAAAGAGGAUCAUCGAUGCUUAUGUCCUGCCGGUGAAGGUGGAACUGGAGAUGGUCAUUCAGCAGUAUGAGAAAGCCAAGGUCAUCCAAGAUGAGCAGCUGGAAAGGCUAACGCAGAUUUGCCAGGAGCAAGGGUUUGAAAUCCGGCAGCUGCGAGCACACCUGGCCCAACAGGACCUGGACCUGGCGGCCGAACGAGAGGCAGCCCUGCAAGCCCCUCAUGUCCUCAAUCCUCAGAGCAGCGCGAGGUACAAGGUGGUGGACACGGGGGACUCGGACGAUGAGACCACGGAAAACAUCACGGAGUUGCGGCCCCCUCACGAAGCCAUGGUGAAGGAUGACAUGAAUAGCUACAUCAGCCAGUAUCACAAUGAGCCUAGCAGUGACAGUGGGGUUCCCGAGCCCGCCAUCUGUGUCAUCACCACGGCCGCCAUCGACAUCCACCACCCGGACACCUCCUCCGACCGCUUCACGGUGGACGUGCCCCUGAAACUGGGGGGUCAUGGAACCUGCCCCAGCAUCACGUCUGGGAGCAUGUCGUGCUCCGUGGGCAGCUCGGUCACUUGGGCCCAGAGUGACAGCAGUCAGACCUUGGGCUCCUCCACGGACUUCAGCACGACCCGGGAUGAGUCCUCCGAGCUCUGCCCCUUCCCCCCGACGAAGCCCUCCCAGCCCCAGGUCAACAGCACGGGGGUCCAGGAACUGCUGUCCUCCCUCUCGGAGGAUUCCUGCUUAGGGCAGAAGGACUCGGAUCUAGUGAACCUCGGCAGGCCCAGCCCAGCCACUUCUGCCCUGACCAGCCCAGAGGUGGAGCACAGGGUAAAGAUGUAUAAUGAGAAGAACCAAGAGGGCUUCACCGUCUUUCAGAUCAAGCCAGUCAUCCAUGUUCAGCCAAGCCCCGCCAUGUUGGAGGAGAAGUACAAGUCUUUGGAAUCCAAAGAUCAGAAGGUGAACCGGAUCCCGGAGUCCUGA
Gracilinanus agilis (Agile Gracile Mouse Opossum) is the source of this 1224-nucleotide messenger RNA. It is a transcript of the gene TMEM266, whose product is annotated as transmembrane protein 266. The record is from RefSeq and is a predicted model, not a curated record. Gene Ontology annotation, molecular function: voltage-gated channel activity. The coding region runs from base 1 to 1224 and encodes 407 amino acids. Lineage: Eukaryota; Metazoa; Chordata; Mammalia; Didelphimorphia; Didelphidae. The transcript has 7 exons. Gene Ontology annotation, cellular component: plasma membrane.